AUGACAUUAACAGAAGAGCCAACUUUCCUACCUUCAAUCAAAUCUCGCGAGGAACAAAAACAUAAAUGGGACAUCAAUGAUAAUGCCUUACCACUUGUUGAAACUUUUGAUAUGUUUACUGAAUGGCCAGCAGAAAACUGUCGCUACGUCUACAAUGUCGAAGUGGAAGAUGCAAGACGUCACGUUAGUGGUUGGGCCAUGCGCAAUACCAACAAUCAUAAUGCGCAUAUCCUAAAGAAAUCAUGUCUUGGAGUUUACGUCUGUAGUCAUGAUUGUACAUUGGAAAAUGGAGCCAAAAUAAAUCUACGUCCCGCUAUAUGUGAUAAAGCAAGAAGAAAACAAAUAGGGAAACCGUGUCCAAAUGUAAACUGUAAAGGUCGUUUAGAGUUACUGUCAUGCAAAGGUCACUGUGGAUACCCAGUCACACACUUUUGGAGACACGUCCAUGGGGCAAUAUACUUCCAAGCAAAAGGUGUCCAUGAUCACCCUCAACCGGAAGUCAAAGCUUCAUCUCUUUCGAGACGACACCAAAAAAUGACAAGACAGCAACACAAAGUUAUGAUUACAAAUCUUUUGAAUGAGAGAAGAAAUAGAAAAUUACCAUCAGAAAGACAUAAGAAAACAGUACCAUACUCCGAAUGUGUUUGUUCUUGUCCUCCAUUUGAAUGUACAUGCAAGUCUGUUGGAUAUACCUAUAAUCCUGCUACAGUCCCCAGACGACCGAAUCCAUGGACACCACAAAUAUAUGAGGCAACACCAUCGCCUUGGCAACGAUCAUCAUCUGUUGGUUCUGCAGAAGGAAAAAUGGUGGUCAGGGCAUUACCAAUAUUCUUUACAACAGGGGAAAGAAUACAACCCUGA
Messenger RNA from Mytilus californianus (California mussel), 861 nucleotides. RefSeq names its product transcription factor glial cells missing-like. The transcript has 6 exons. Gene Ontology annotation, cellular component: nucleus. NCBI's taxonomy places the organism in Eukaryota, Metazoa, Mollusca, Bivalvia, Mytilida, Mytilidae. Bases 1 to 861 code for a protein of 286 amino acids. Gene Ontology annotation, biological process: gliogenesis; regulation of transcription by RNA polymerase II. Gene Ontology annotation, molecular function: RNA polymerase II cis-regulatory region sequence-specific DNA binding; DNA-binding transcription activator activity, RNA polymerase II-specific. The record is from RefSeq and is a predicted model, not a curated record.